CGGAAGCGCAGUGACAGAGGAUGUAGCCGUGUUAUUAGCACUUGGUCCCUACAGAUAACUAAGUUAACAACUAGUUUUAUUUCAGUAAUAACCACACAUAUCUUGUCACGCAUUUUCCUGUUAACACUGCCAUAAGGAUUGUGGAUCAUCUCCAGGCCAUCCUACGACUUUCAUCUCUGAAGAUGGAGGGAAAACAUGGUCAUUGUGACUCCUGUUUUAACCUGAGAUGUAUGGUUAAACCUCAACCAGGAAUCUCCUGUGAUCUCAUCAGCUGUCCUCUCCUGUGUGGAGCUGUAUUCCAUUCCUGCAAAGUUGAAGAGCACCACCUCCUGUGCCCGCUAAUGAGGGUCCCAUGCUUAAACAGCGGCUAUGGUUGCCCUGCCAACCUGGUGCGUAACCAAAUGUACGCGCACCUUGAAGUUUGCCCAGCUGGAGUAGUUUGUUGCACUAUGGAGUGGAACAGGUGGCCGGUUAGCUGUCUGGACUAUACUUCGUAUGAGUGCCUUAGCCAUGGGGUUGAGGAUGUAGAGCAGCUGGACAUGGCGCUUGCCCUUCAGGACCAGCGCACACUACUUGAGUCGCUUAAGGUGAUUGCCAUGGCGCCUACAGUGGCAAACACGGCCCCUGUUCCUGUGACCAAAGAGAAUGUGGUCACGGACUCAUCUGUUUCUGAGGCCCCCACAUUUAUUGAGUCGUCAUCCCCACAUCAUCAAGAGCCGACACCAGUAAGCUCCGCAAAGGAGAAAAUAGCCAGUGGAAUUAAUGGCUUAAAUGAGGAGCACUUCAGUAAACUCUAUCAAGCCACAGCUGAAACUGCAAGAAGCUUAGUUGCUGCUUUAGAGGUUGUUAGCAGUGCAAGCAGUCCAGAAUGUAUGAACAGAGGAACUGUUGUGGAGGAGAUUACAAUGAACAGCACUAACAACGGAGACCUUUACACGCCAGAGGCUGCAGAAGGUUUUGUUAAAAAAGACAAGGAAGAGCAGAGCGUUUGUUCAAGUUGUUUGAAUGUAAAUGGAGCUCAGAAAGAACCAGAUCUUCACAUUCUAAACAAUGCGAACGGACCACUGUCAGGAGAUACGGAGAGCACCUGUACUGUCCAGGUGCAAGACCAUAUGAAUGUUGGGGUUUCUCAGGAACCACAGACCUGUGAUAUGAAUGCUCCACUGCGUGUCAUCCGAGGUGGGGCACAAAGAGCUGGACAUGUGGUCUUGGAAGACAGGGGCUUGGUACUUUUAGAAAACCAUGACUUGAAGUUCCGUAGCCCUCCUUAUCAGGGGCAGUAUUCAUUACCUAAUGGUCGGAUAGGUUUCAUCCCAGGCCGGUCAGUGCGUGGACGGCAAUGUGAAAUGGAGGACAAGGCUGUGGACACCUCAGACCUAGAGCAGCAGGAGGAUCCUCUGGGCCUGGGGGAGGUGGAUCUGAUCACAGCAGCCCUGCUUUUCUGUUUAGAGGAGUCCAGAGAGUGUAGAAGGAUUUCCGAUACGGUCUAUGUUGAUGGUUACCAUGUUGACUUCGGCACACAGACGUUCACUUUCCCUGCCGCCAUCUUGGUGACCAACACUAGAGUAGGCGACAUGGCCUCUGCGUCGGCCUGUGAUCACGCCGCCCCCCAGCUCUCCUACCCCAGCCCUUUCCGUACUCUGCGCCUUGGCCUCGUUUUAGAAGCUCUAGAGGUCGAAGCGGUUCCACAUAACCGCUACCUCCCUCCUAAUCCCCGUUACCAGCACAUGUUCCCCUUUGUUUGUGGCCAGUCUUUCCGUAGGGAUCAGUUUAGCUCUCAUUUCACAAACGUCCACGGUGACAUUCAUGCCGGUCUGAAUGGCUGGAUGGAGCACCGCUGCCCUCUGGCGUAUUAUGGCUGCUCGUUUUCCCAACGGAGGUUUCACCCAUCCACCAAGGGGGCCAAGGUAGUUCAUGACCGGCAUCUCAGAUCCUUCGGGGUUCAGCCUCGCCCAAAGGCAAAACUUCCAGGUGACUCCCAGUCAGACCAGUUUAGUGGGCUUCCCAUUGAGAUACUGUGGCACAUAGCGGGUUUCCUAGACAGUUUUAGUCUGUGCCAACUCUCACUGGUGUCACGGACAAUGAGGGAGGUGUGUGCCAGUCUCCUUCAGACCAGGGGCAUUGUGGAGGUGCAGUGGAAGCGAAGGCUCUGCCCUGGUCCUAAUGGCACAGUGUCCUGGCAGAUGAAAAACAAAGUUUGGAAAUUCAGCACUGCCUUCAGCCCGGUGUUAUCCUGGGGGUUCACGGAUCACCCCAGCAUGUCGGACCAUCUAAAGAAGUGCACUUUCAAUGUAGUAGAGCACAAGACAGACCCUGUACCCCUGCCUGCCAUGUGUACAGCACGAGAUGGACAAUCACUGCGUCGUUUCCUGCGUCACGUAAACAUCUGACCAAACAAAGCUUGGGUAGCUGCACAAGAAACACUCUGGUAUCCGGUGGAAAUCGCAAUUCAAGAUACACGUUAUAACUCCUACUGUAUUACACUAGAUGAUGAUGAUGAUGAAGCCUUAAUGAAAUAAUCUACCACAGUAAAUGGUUUGUUGUUGUGGAUGCCCACUACACAGGGAUAAAAAUCAAUCGAUAUUUAGCUUUGCAUGGAUUUGUGCUAAAACACAGCGGUAUCAUGGUUUAGAAAGUAUAUUUUCGUGAAAAACAAAUAUGCACAAUAGAUUUCUAUUAUUGUAUGUUAUAUAUUGAGAAUGUUUCACCACCUUGCCUUGCAGUUAUAGCCAUACGGGAAGGAAGCAGGUUGUCGGUUAUAUUGCAUUUUUUCUGUGCAACAGGAUUUAUACUCGCACUUUACCCACUUUACGCACUAGUCCUUGAGAAGCCUGUAGAGGGCGCCAGCCUAAUGCAAACUGGACUGUAAUAGUCUGUCAGAUGUCAGAACAGUUGGAUAUUCAGAACGGUAGCUCAGUAACGCAUGUAUUUUGCUAACAUUUAAUAAAAUCUUUACAGUGUUUUAUAUGUUUGUUUUUAAAGCUCUUGCUAAUCACUUAUUAAAUAACACGUUUGUUUGUUUGUUUGUAUGUAUGUGUGUAUGGGCGCUUCUGAAAGAAAUGCACUGCUGACAGCAAAUGUCACUUCUCCAAAUUAUGCACCCAUCAUCUGUUAUUGUUAAUAAAGCUGUAAACUGACAA
Molecule: messenger RNA, 3140 nt
Organism: Sphaeramia orbicularis (orbiculate cardinalfish)
Lineage: Eukaryota; Metazoa; Chordata; Actinopteri; Kurtiformes; Apogonidae
Product: F-box only protein 30-like
Exons: 3
Coding region: 183-2390 (735 amino acids)
Molecular function (GO): ubiquitin protein ligase activity; protein binding; zinc ion binding
Source: RefSeq, a predicted model, not a curated record